Scutellospora calospora is the source of this 973-nucleotide messenger RNA. The record is from the annotation of a GenBank genome assembly. NCBI's taxonomy places the organism in Eukaryota, Fungi, Glomeromycota, Glomeromycetes, Diversisporales, Gigasporaceae.
AUAUUUUAUGCAAAGCAUUAAGAAUAGCCCUGAUAUUUUGUCUGACAAGACUAAAAAGAAAGUUCAAGAAAGUUAUUUUUCUCUACAAGAGAGAUUACGAAAGUUAGAGAACGAUUUUUUUGUCACCAAGGAAAAGUUGAAGAUGUAUGGCUCGAAAGACUGUUCCGAAAAUAGUGAUUGGAUAUUAUUGAAUGAAUAUUUACUAACUUACCAGGCUCAAAUCGCUGUAUUAAAAGACAAAAUGUUAGCCGUUAGCCGUGAGGCUGAUAAAACUAUUACUUAUCGAUUAUUAGAGACUGGGGAGGAGAAAACAGUCCAAUUAACAAAUGGGGAAACCGAUCCGGAUCAGGGCAUAAUUUCCCGAGUUAGUCCGCUGGGAAUGGCUCUCAACAAUAAAGAAGUUGGUGCGAUAGCCGAAUCAAGUGUUGACCAAAAGUUCGCUCUCGGAAGUAAUUGGCAAAGAGCAGUCUCAGCCGAAGGGAAAGAAAAAUUGAGAAGAAAUCUAUUUACUGCCGCUUUCUCAACCCCCAAAAAGUCUACUUUUCAGUUUAUAGUUGGUAUUCCUCCGGUAAUUGGCGGCGAGGCUAGAUUAGCUCGCAUAAUUGAUUAUCUUUACACCCAAAGCGACCAAAUAAUUAAUUUCAGCAAAAAGGAGUAUUUAAGUUUGGGACCACUUCGCAUAAUUACCCUGCAAAAUAGUUAUAAGAAUGAAAAAUUUCUCUCUCAUUUGUCUGGCAAGUUUUUAACUCUUAAUAAUGGUUGUGUCCUCGAUUUUCCCACUCAGAAAAUUUCCUCGCUGAAAGUCAAAAAAUCCCUAAUAAGUUUGGAUGAAAUAUUAAUUGAACAAAGGAGUAAUUUAGGUCAAAGCGGAGCAAAAGAUAAUAAAUUACAAUUAAAGGAAGUAAAAGUUGAACCGCUGGCUAUCAGUUCUGGCUUAAAUGUUCCCAAAUUAGUUACCAAAAUAAAGAGUUGA